Messenger RNA from Macadamia integrifolia, 1112 nucleotides. RefSeq lists its product as uncharacterized. The record is from RefSeq and is a predicted model, not a curated record. Bases 47 to 1045 code for a protein of 332 amino acids. The transcript is spliced from 3 exons. NCBI's taxonomy places the organism in Eukaryota, Viridiplantae, Streptophyta, Magnoliopsida, Proteales, Proteaceae.
UCUCUCUCUCUCUCUCUCUCUCUCUCUUACUAUCAGAAGCUUUUCAAUGGCUUUUCUCCGCCACCAAAAAAGCUUCGUCUUCCCUGCUCCACCUCCAUCUCCGAUCGCCAAUGGCAGAGGAUUAAGAUCAGCCGCCGUAGACGAUCAGAUCCUCUCCGAAUAUCUCGAGAACAAUCUACGUAUCCCUGAACUUGAUCUAUACCAAUCUCGGUCUCCGUCGAUUUCACAUCUCCCGAUUCCAGAUGAAAUCGAUCUACGGUUGCUUUCUUCAAGAGACGAUGAAUCUAUUCGUCAGGUAUUGGAAUCGGUAGUUGAGUUCGGCGUUUUCAGAAUCAUCGGUCAUGGAAUCUCUGCUGAUGAAAUAGGUUCGUUGAUUGACGAAGCAGAGAUGGUUUUUCCGAUCCCGGUGGAGUUAAAGAGGGAUUUGAAUCGAGAAAAGUUCUUGUGGUUUUCUUAUGGAAAAACUAGACUACGAGGAGAGAUCGGUCCCGAAAGAAAUCGGAGCUUAAGCCAAACGAUGGAUCACAUUUUUGGCAAACUGGAAACCAUUGCUGACAUGGUUGGUCACAUACUGUCAGAGCAUGUGGGCAAUAAGAAGCCCAGGGAGGAAGGUGUUCAAGUCCAAAGGAGAGAUCAAAUUCUCUGUUUAAAUAAAACCAUGGGCCCAAAUCUGUCUUACAAUGACUCUUAUCACUAUGCUCUGAGCCUCUUCCUUUCUGACAGCGACCAUGAGUUCUUGGUUCAGUCUGCAAGAGGUCCUUUGUUAUUGAAUGCAAUAGGUGGAAGUAUUAUCGUCACCAUCAGAAAACAGUUCCAGGAAUGGAGGAUUGGUGAGUUCAAAGGUGUUUCUAGGGAGCCAAAUUUGGUGCUAAACUCUGAUGGAAGCCCCUCUUUCUUUGUUGAGUUCAUGUGUACUCCUUCAACAUUAACUUAUAACAACCCUGAUUAUCAAAUGAGGAAAAUCUCUUUGCAUGAUCAAAUCUUGAUAGUCCUCGUCAUUUUUUUCUUAUACAAUUUCUUCACCUCUAUCUCCUCCAGAUUUUGAGGAACUUAAGAUCUACAGUUGGGAGUGGUAUUCUUGUCCAAGGUUGAAUAAUAUACUUGUGUGCUGA